AUGACCAAGCCUACUGUCACCAUCCACACACUCCCUGGCUCGACCGACACGGACGGCGCUGGCGAGUCGUUGCGCGAUACCAUCGAGACCGGCCUCGUUGGCGGGGAGCGUACCGUCCCCGGCGAGCGCGCAGAGGAUGAGGAGUGGGCUUAUACGCGGACCGUGUCCCCUCUGAUCCACUACGACGCGGAUGGGCUCAACUACUACGCGCUCGACCUGUCCAAGCCUGAGCUUGAGCGUGUCCUCGGCGACCUCGACACGGAGUACGGCGCGUCGCUGGCCCGCGUGUCCCGCGUCGGCCUGCACGCGGAUUACGACGCCGGCCUCAAGCUCGCCAAGGAGGGCAAGCUGGCCGCCCUCAGCGGCGGGGACGGCGCCCGGCCGCACCACUUUGCGUUCAUCGGCACGUCGCUGGGCAACUUUUCGCGAGAAGACGCCGGCGCCUUCCUCAAGAGUAUUCCUCUGCGUGCCGGCGUCGACCGCCUUGUGCUCGGCCUCGAUGGACGCCCGCCGGCCGGCGAGGAGGGCAAGAGGAAGGUUGAGACGGCGUACAAUGACCCCGCGGGCAAGGGCCGCGCGUUCGAGGAGCACGGAUGGGUUGUGGUGCGCCGCGAGCUGGGCUUGGCUCCGGACACGUCGAUCGAGUGGGCUAAUCGGUACAACGAGCCGCUUGGCCGUCACGAGUGCUACUACCGCGUCAAGGAGGAGCAGACGCUCCACCUCCCUAAUCGUAACGUCGAUGUGCAUCUCGCCAAGGGCGAGUUGCUGCACGUAGAGUGGAGCAUCAAGUGGUCCUACGACGAGGCCAUUGCCCUGUUCACUGGCGCCGGGCUGCGCGUCGUGCAGAGCUGGAAGGCGCCGACAUCAGAGUACAGGGUAUGGGUGCUGGAAAAGGCGGCGUGA
Molecule: messenger RNA, 903 nt
Organism: Vanrija pseudolonga
Lineage: Eukaryota; Fungi; Basidiomycota; Tremellomycetes; Trichosporonales; Trichosporonaceae
Product: Ergothioneine biosynthesis protein 1
Exons: 4
Coding region: 1-903 (300 amino acids)
Source: RefSeq, a predicted model, not a curated record